AUGUAAAAAGUUGAAUCAUACUAGCCCCCUAAUAAUAGCCUACCCCCAAUCGUAUUGCAAGAUUUGCUAAGGACUCCAGAUGCCUGGCCUGUUGGAAUACAAAUAAAUGUUUACAAUAUUCUAAAAAUUGAUACAGGAGGCUCUUAAGUUUUCCAAGCAUCCUUCAUUGUCAAAGUUACAUGGUAUGAUGAAAAGUAUAAAGAUAUUCCAAAAGACAAAACAGUUAAGAAUUUGGAUGAUAUUGAACUACCAAGAAUUCAAGUAAUGAAUGCAUAAGAGAUAGAUAGCUUCGAUAUAAAGUUGAAAGCAUGUGUCGGAGGCCUUAUGUUCUAUCAAACUAGAUAUAAAGCCACAAUCAAAGAAAACUUUGAACUCUAAAAUUUUCCUUUCGAUUUCCAACCACUUCAUAUCAGAUUGAGAGCUACUUCAAGCGGUUAACAUCUUGUAUUUCACGAAUCUUUUAGAAAUGGAGGAAAUGACCCUUGUAAAUUCGAAGAUACAACAUUAGCUGAUUUUGAAUUUAUACAGCCUCUAACGAGAGUGAUUUUUGAUAACAAAAAAUCAAGAAAUGAACUAACCUACUAGAUUAUCUACAAAAGAGCCAGAUCAUAUUAUUACUCGCACAUCUAUCUUCCACUUUUGAUUUUGGAAUUUAUAACAUUCAGUCUUGCCCUAAUUGAUCCAGCUGAUGGCUUCGCUGAUGCAAUUAACAUCAUCUUGGUCUCUCUCUUGACCUAGAUUGCUUUCCGUUUAGGCCUAGCAGAUAUACUUCCUAAAGUUUCCUAUCUUACUCUUGUGGAUUACUAUUUCUUGACAAAUAUAAUCUAUUCUUUGCUCCUCUGUAUCUUUGAGAUAAUAUUCUUUUUCGUUGAAAAAGAACGUGAUGAAAGAAUCUAUUAUUUCUUGGGUUUGUUUGGAACAUGGUUCCUAUUCAAUAUUGUUUAUUUCUACUUUUUGACUCAUUAAAAGUUUACUUUAGAAGAAUGCGACUAUCAAUUGAAAUUAUUAGCUGGAAAAACGAACUCAAUCACAAUGAGAGAUGUUAAGUUUAUUAAGAAAGAACCUAAAACUUUGGAAAAAAAAGAAAAUUGA
Messenger RNA from Stylonychia lemnae, 1092 nucleotides. The record is from the annotation of a GenBank genome assembly. NCBI's taxonomy places the organism in Eukaryota, Ciliophora, Spirotrichea, Sporadotrichida, Oxytrichidae.